Messenger RNA from Labrus bergylta (ballan wrasse), 2746 nucleotides. RefSeq names its product proline rich 35 (gene prr35). NCBI's taxonomy places the organism in Eukaryota, Metazoa, Chordata, Actinopteri, Labriformes, Labridae. The record is from RefSeq and is a predicted model, not a curated record.
AGAUGCUGUCUUUCAUCUACCUACCAAACUGAGGAAAGCCCUGCAUCCAAUGAAAUGAACCCUAGCAAAAAAAAGAGAUAAACCAGAAAUCCUUCUUCAACUGAUUAUCAUUAUAACAAAAUCACACAUCCUAAAGACCAAGAAGUAAUCAUGUCCAAGGACGAGGCUUGUAAAGUGACGUCCGCCAGUAAACACAAGGAGCGGAAGCCUAAGAAGCCUCACUAUAUUCCCCGGCCAUGGGGCAAACCCUACAACUACAAAUGUUUCCAGUGCCCUUUCACCUGCAUGGAAAAGUCUCACCUGUACAACCAUAUGAAAUACAGCCUGUGCAAGAACUCCCUUUCUUUGCUCAUAGAGUCAGACUGGCCAUACAAGAAGGGAAACAUCCUGCAUCCAGAGCAGCUCCGGCCCUUUCAGCAGGCACACAGCAUUCACACUAACGGGAAAGACGGUUUAGAGCAGGUAGCAGGGACUGAGGAGAGGCAAAGGCAGAGCUGGGAAGAUGAGGGAGAGGACAGAGAAAUCCAGGGAGCAGAAGAUGAAGAGGAGGGAGGACACGGAGAGGGAGUAGAGGUUGCGAGGUUGACUAAAGAAAGCACUGGAGACAACCACAGAGAAGAUGCUACAGAAUGUGCGACAAAGAAAACCAAACAACCAGAGUCGGAGUUUCUGAUGGCCGACAUGCUCUCCCUGGAGAAUCAGCUGUUACGAGCGCGCUCGGUCGAAGUCGAGGCUCAGCUGAAACAGUAUAAGCUGUCCAAGACUUGUCUCACUGCUCCUGGCUUGUUGUCUGAGCAAUGGCGGAUGUUAGCGUCCAGCCACACUAAGGCUAAAGCUGAGGGUGCUCAGUCCCGAGUGAGCACCUCAAUACCCUGCUACCCUCCUCCGCCAAACUUGGUGGAUUACCAGGAUCCCACUGGACUCAACCUGUCGAUGCUCGGGGUGGGCUACCCCAUCAGUCCCAGUCUCUUCUCCUACAUGAACUCAGCUUUUCCCACUGCAGCAACGAGUGUAACCGCGCAGACCCACGCACAGCUUGCCCAGUUUCCCUUCCUAGCAUCGGCCGCCCAGCUGAUGCACCCGACCUCCGGCACCCAUGCUGACAGAACUCUCAUCUCCCCUCGCCUCUACUACCCUUUCCUAUGUGAGCACACAUUCGGGGCGGGCACCAGUCAGGGUGACUCCAGCAAAGCCCUCAAAACGUCCACAAACAGUCUAGAAGUGAAUCCUCUGUCCAGCUUCCAGCCCAAAGUGAAUCUAUGGAAAGUGCCUGCCUUGCGGCCGGGGACCGCUGCAGUCAGCCAGGCUGGCUGGGUUUCACCUCUACAAGAGGCUGCAGAGCAUGGCUACAGGGCGGGGGACAAAACGCAGGCUACAGCCAAGGAAGGCAAAGCAAGCUGGGGUGUAAAGAGGACAGGGGCACCACUGGGGAACCACAAGGCACCUGUGGAGAAGAAGCCGGCCAUUGGUUUCUCUUUGGACCUUUUGAAGAAUAUUCAGACUGCAUCGACUCUCAAUAUGUCAGCGGACAAACUUCUCUUCCCUGGAAGUUUACAGGAUGCUCAGCUCCAGACUCGACCCUCUGACCUGUGGUACAACGAUGCUCUCCCCAGUCCCAACAGUGAAACAUCCUCUCUGUCUACCAGCGGGGGACCAAACAGCAAGGACUCCACUGCUCCCCGGACAAUGGGGGAGGGGGCUUCACAGUCAGUGGCUACUCUCCUUGGUGAUCUUUCCAAGGCAUUGCAGGAGUACCAGGAGGCUGAACGCAAAAUCUCCCAUCUGGAGAAAGAGGACCUCCCCGCCCAACGCCACCUCUGGGAACAUUUGAGCAAAAUUCGCAGUGAGCUGUCCCACAUCCACCAGGCACUGGAGCGGACUGCUCGUCAGAGUGACGGGCCGCUUGACCUGUCAGUCAAGAAGAACUCCACGGAUUCUGUUGCUGACCGUAGAAUCAGAGAGGAUCUUAACCUUAAAGAUAAUACAACAGAGACAGAGGAUGAAGACGAGGAGCUGGAAGAGAAAAAGGAAGAAGAGGAGAAUGAGAGCGAGAGGAAGGCAAUGAAGGCAUCGUUGGAGAGUCGUAAGCAGUCGUUAGACAUGCUGAUCAAAAUGAGUCAGGCGUCUCUGGUGAACACAGAGGUUCUGUCUCCAGGUGGUCUUGGCAUGAGGCCUAAUUCUGCUGAGGCCUUGUGGCCGAGCAGAACAACAAAGUGUGAGGCGGACUCCAGCGUCCUGCUCUGCCCUGACGGUCGCUCAGUAGUGUUCACUGAUAUACCUCCCUCAGCCAAAACCACCAAAAGACCCCCGUCCAUACAGCGACUAGACGCCCAGUUUCCCCCAAGCCCUCUGACAGCAACAGACAAUUAAACACAUCACCUGUACUGUAAAAUGAUUGAUUUAAGUGCGGUUGACUUUGAUUUUCAUCGGCUUGAGGAACUCCUUUUGACAUUUAAUGUGAAAAACCUCCACAAUGUUUGCACCUUAAAGGACAAAACAGAGAAUGACAGAAAAGUCCUACAAAUGCACUAUGGACCUUGAUUGUUACAUAAGACUUUCCUGAAAAGACGUUUUAAAUACAUCAGCAUUUAUAAGAAUUACCAUCAGGACCAUUAGGACAAUCUAUUAUUUCCCAACAAUGUUGAUCCACAACACUUUGAAUGGAUUGUAAAUAAUGCAAUUAUAAUAUAUGUAAAAUCUCUUAAAUGGUAAAGGCCUUUUAUGGACGAUGUCAUGUUGGGUUGCA